Humulus lupulus (European hop) is the source of this 2321-nucleotide messenger RNA. RefSeq names its product guanine nucleotide exchange factor SPIKE 1-like. The record is from RefSeq and is a predicted model, not a curated record. The coding region runs from base 112 to 2121 and encodes 669 amino acids. Gene Ontology annotation, biological process: positive regulation of GTPase activity; small GTPase-mediated signal transduction. Gene Ontology annotation, molecular function: guanyl-nucleotide exchange factor activity. NCBI's taxonomy places the organism in Eukaryota, Viridiplantae, Streptophyta, Magnoliopsida, Rosales, Cannabaceae. The transcript is spliced from 12 exons.
AGAAGGAGGGGCUGUGAUGACGGUGUGUUGAAUUCUUGGGAGCAAAACCAUCAUUUGUUUACAAUUUCGUAGGCUCAGAGCUUCCAAGGAUGGAAGAUAACAAGAUGUACUAUGCAGUUGUAUGAUUGCCUGCUGACCGAAGUACAUGAGUGCUGUAAGAAGGGGUUAAGUUUGGCAAAACGCUUGAACAGUAGUUUGGCCUUCUUCUGUUAUGAUCUUCUAUUGAUUAUUGAACCUCGCCAGGUUUUUGAAUUGGUGUCGUUGUACCUGGACAAGUUUUCUGGAGCUUGCCAACCUCCUCUCCAUGAUUGCAAGCUCUCAUUUUUGCAGAUCAUAUGUGAUCAUGAUCUUUUUGUUGAAAUGCCUGGGAGAGACCCUUCAGAUAGGAACUACCUCUCAUCUGUCCUAAUUCAAGAGCUUUUCCUUACUUGGGAUCAUGAUGACUUGUCUCUACGUGGAAAGGCUGCUAGAAUUCUGGUGGUCCUUAUGUGCAAGCAUGAAUUUGAUGCUCGAUACCAGAAGCCUGAAGAUAAACUAUAUAUUGCACAACUGUAUUUUCCUCUUAUUGGCCAGAUUUUGGAUGAGAUGCCUGUUUUUUACAACCUUAAUGCUGUUGAAAAGCGUGAAGUUCUCAUAGUUAUUUUGCAAAUUGUGCGCAAUCUUGAUGAUGCAUCACUUGUGAAGGCAUGGCAGCAGAGCAUUGCACGGACUAGAUUAUUUUUCAAACUCAUGGAGGAAUGCCUAAGUCUUUUUGAGCACAGAAGGUCUGCUGAUGGCAUGCUUAUGGGUUCUAGUUCUCGUAGUCCUGUUGGGGAUGCACCUACUUCCCCUAAGUACUCUGAUAGACUUUCUCCGGCAAUCAACAAUUAUCUGUCUGAGGCAUCAAGACAAGAAGUCAGACCUCAGGGAACACCUGAAAAUGGAUAUUUGUGGCAAAGAGUAAAUUCUCAGUUAAGUUCUCCUAGCCAGCCAUAUUCAUUGAGAGAGGCUCUGGCUCAGGCACAAUCUUCUAGAAUUGGAGCUUCUGCUCAGGCUCUUAGAGAAUCUUUGCACCCAUUAUUGAGGCAAAAACUGGAGCUCUGGGAAGAAAACUUGAGUGCUUCUGUUAGUCUUCAGGUUUUAGAAAUUACUGAGAAGUUUUCCACAAUGGCUGCUUCCCAUAGUAUUGCUACAGACUAUGGAAAACUUGAUUGUGUCACAGCCAUAUUUAUGAGCUUCAUCUCUCGAAAUCAACCACUGGCCUUCUGGAAAGCUUUGCUACCUGUCUUCAACAGUGUAUUCAACCUUCAUGGUGCGACUCUGAUGGCAAGAGAGAAUGAUCGUUUCUUAAAACAAGUUACUUUCCAACUUCUUCAACGUGCAGUUUUCCGGAACGACAACAUUAGAAGAAGGGAUGUUGUUGGGCUCCAGAUACUUGUUAGGAGUUCUUUCUAUUACUUUAUGCAGACAGCCAGGUUGAGAGUCAUGUUGAUCAUUACAUUGUCAGAACUGAUGUCUGAUGUGCAAGUGACUCAGAUGAAGCCUGAUGGGACACUAGAAGAGAGUGGUGAAGCUCGGCGUCUUAGAAAAUCUUUAGAAGAAAUGUCAGAUGAAGAUAAGAGCCCCGGUCUGUUGAGGGAGUGUGGUCUUUCUGAGAGUGCGCUAUUGGCCCUCCCAGAAAAAAUGACAGAGAGCAAGUGGUCCUGGUCAGAUGUGAAAUAUCUCUCAGAGAGUCUUCUUCUUGCCCUUGAUGGUAGUUUGGAACAUUCACUUUUGGGAUCUAUGAUGACUAUGGAUAGAUAUGCAGCUGCCGAAAGCUUUUAUAAACUUGCCAUGGCAUUUGCCCCUGUUCCAGAUCUUCACAUAAUGUGGUUACUUCAUUUGUGUGAUGCACAUCAGGAAAUGCAAUCCUGGGCAGAAGCUGCCCAAUGUGCUGUGGCUGUUGCUGGGGUUGUAAUGCAGGCCCUUGUGGCUAGAAAUGAUGGUGUGUGGAGCAAGGAUCAUAUAACUGCUCUUCGUAAAAUAUGCCCAAUCAUUAACAGCCGAGUUGUCCCAUUACAUUCCUGCCAUUUUGUCAGAGCUGUGAUGCGAGUUGUUAAAACGUCGUGUAAUUUUCGUUUCCUCUAUAGUGUGGCAGCUUGAAAUGUGUUCAUAUCUUGUAUUUUCUUCUUUAAUCAUUUUUUUUAAAAGAAACCUUGUGGUGUUCCAUGUUUGUUCAUAUGUAACUUUGAUCUUUGUUAUGAAAAUUCACUAGAUGAGUAAUUUGUCCAUUUUGGGCCUUUGUAAAUUGUGACAUUUUACCUACGAGUAUGCAAGUUUAAUGAGGAAAUUAGGCUGUACAA